AUACCUUCAUUCAUCUCCACAAAAAUCAACCAUGAAGAAGAUCAACAUAAUUUUCAGAAAAUGCAAGUCUUUAUCUAAACAACUUUCUUCUAAAAGCAUCGGGUCCAAAUCCGCUAGACACCAUCCGGACAACACUAGUAGUAGUGGAAUCAUAUGGAACACAAAUGCUAUAUCCUCCGUUUAUAGCCGUAACGAUGACGUUAACAGUGACGGUGACGGUGACAGCGAGCAGCAGGAGCUGGUGUUCGUGGGAAGUACGAGGAAACGGUACGUCAUAAGUUCAAAGUACAUGAGUCAUCCAUUGAUUAAUGCAUUGAUAGAGAAAUCUAAAAGGGUCGGUGAUAACGAUAAUGAUAACGAUAAUGGUAAUGGUAAUGAUAAUGAAGAUGUGUCGGUUAUCAAUUGUGAAGUUGUGUUGUUUGAUCAUUUGUUGUGGAUGCUUGAGAAUAAGGAGUUUAAUGCGGGUUCGGAUUGUUUGGAUGAGCUUGCGGAUUUGUAUUCGGUUUGAUUUGAUUUGAUUUGAAUGGGAAGGAGGUGUUGGGGGGAUUUAGGGUUCUGAAUGAAUUAGUGCAUCAUCCAUCUUCUAAGUUUAAGAGGUGUGAUGUAAUGAGUUUGGUUCAUUAGGUUGAGUCCUGAGUUUGAUAUGUCUUGUUGUUGUUGUAUAAUUUGUAUAUGGGGUUUAGUUAUAUUGUUUCGUUCUUCAUGAUUUUACUAAAUAAGAUUUAUUGGUUCUUAUGGUUUUACUUUA
Helianthus annuus (common sunflower) is the source of this 748-nucleotide messenger RNA. Its product is annotated as auxin-responsive protein SAUR78. Bases 32 to 508 code for a protein of 158 amino acids. NCBI's taxonomy places the organism in Eukaryota, Viridiplantae, Streptophyta, Magnoliopsida, Asterales, Asteraceae. The record is from RefSeq and is a predicted model, not a curated record. Gene Ontology annotation, biological process: response to auxin. The transcript has a single exon.